Molecule: messenger RNA, 4522 nt
Organism: Haliotis rubra (blacklip abalone)
Lineage: Eukaryota; Metazoa; Mollusca; Gastropoda; Lepetellida; Haliotidae
Product: E3 ubiquitin-protein ligase RNF213-like
Exons: 13
Coding region: 1-1824 (607 amino acids)
Molecular function (GO): ubiquitin-protein transferase activity; ATP hydrolysis activity
Source: RefSeq, a predicted model, not a curated record
AUGUUAUUGCCUGUUGCAUAUAUUUCAUUUGCCACAGCAGCUCUAGUCUAUCCCCCUCUACAGCAGGAUGUCAGACAGUUUUUCUUGGAACACCUCCAGAAGGACCUUCAGAUCAUCCACAUGGCCACAGGAAAAAGUGUAGAUGAUGUCUUCCUCCUCCUACACUUCAUCUGCCAUCAGAUUUCUCAAUCAGAAGCAUACAGACGAAUGGAGCCACAAGCACUGGACAACAAGCAGAUCAGAGAAACCUGGGAGGAACAGUUUGCAAAAUCUUUCAUUGGCCCAGUGUUACAGGAAGUUGAAUGUCUCCACGAGUUCCCAGCUGUCUGGAGGUACCGGUCACGUAUCACACUGGAGCAUUUCCUGAGAGAGUUUCAUCUGAAAGUAGAGAACAUCAAGGGCAAGAAAUCCAAGAUGGAAGUUCUUGGCCUUUUCAGACAACAGCAUCCGUUCCUACAAGCACUACAUCGCAUCCCAAAUAUUCUACGGCUGCAACAGUUCCUUAUGGCAAAAUACAGGCGGCGCCUUGAUAGAGUGGAGGCAAAAAAUAUGACUAUUGCUGAUGCUGCAGGAGACGGAAACAACUCUAUUGAUGUGUUGGAAACUCUCUCAGAUUUCAUAGCAGCCUGGGAAUGUGUCAAGGAAGGACUUCACAGUUACGGAUGUUGGACAGUCCAUGAUGGUCUGAUACACCUGCCUGAUGCCUACAAGAACAUGAGGAUUGAUGAGAACUCUCCCCUGGCCGUCCUUCUGCCGUCCACUCAGGGGCCUGGCAUCUGCUCCUACAUGAUGCUAGAGUUCCUCUUCAGGAAGCAUAAUGAAUUCAUGGAGAGUUACUGUAACAAGACAAAACAAAAGUAUGAGCGCCUGCCUGAGGUCAGCAUGAGGAAACUUCACAGCAACCAUCUGGUCAGCUACCACCCUGACCGUGACCUGCUGCCCCUUGUCCUGGCCAACUGUAACUACUCCUUUGAGCUGGGGAAAGGUACCACCAUUGAGUAUGACUUUGAAGGAUUUGAGUAUCAGCUCAAAGAGGUCAUACUACAGGCCAAGUCCAGAGUGGAGCAGAAGUCGCAUGUCAUACCAAUUGACACAAUGGUGUACAGAGCUGACACAACCAAUUCUGUUGUCUUCAAGAUACUGCGAGACAGAAUAGAUCAGGAAUCUCUCUCACCAGCAGUGAAGCUCCAAAUUGUGUCUGAACUUAAGUCCAGACUGCCAGAUGUCUGUGACUCUAUCAACAACUUGGACAUCACCACCAGCUUCCUCAAGUCUUUGGGAGGAGAACCAGACAAGUCACUGCAGACUUUCAUGACAGAUGUGCUCAAAAUGAAACAGACAAUAACUAGCCAGAAGGCAAGACAGUUUUGCAGAUUCAAGCAUAUACAGUCAUUGUGGCUGCUGCUAAGUUUUGAGAAAUCAGUUAUCUUAGCUCAACAUGGACAGGAUGCCUUUGAUGAUUUUGACAAUGAACUGAAAGAAGGUCUCCCUGAUGGUGCCAGAGCUGAACUUAAACAGUUUUGUCAGAACAAGAACCUAGAAAAGCUGGAGUACCUUCUGCAGCAAAUAUUUGACUGCUUUCUGCUGAGAGUAGCUCAACCAGUUGACCCAAAUGAUCAGGAUGCCAUAGACCUGAAGAGCAUUAGCCUGCGAGACAUCCUGCAAGGGGACAGAGAUGCUCCACUGUACAGUAAGGAACCUGAUGAAACACUGACCGAUGAAGAUAUCUUCUCCUUCCCAGCAGUCAUCCUGGGGAAGCACAUCCCCGACACCUGGCUGUCAGUCCUCCGGGAACUUGAAAAACGCAGGAAGGAGUUUCAAUAGUGCCUCAACAUACGUCAAUAGUGGAUUGUCAAACAUGUACUUAUAUGGUGUAAAUAUUUAUGAAUUUGUCAAUCUUCUGGAAGGUCAACCAACUUUGUUAGACUUUCAACAGUGCCUCAGCAUCUGUCAUUGUCAAAAUGCUUGUGUUGAAAUUGUGUAUAUGAAGGCGUUGUUUAGUCAAGUGUACACUUGAUAUUAUGGACUUGAAAUACUUUGAUAAGUUUGAGAUCUUCAUUAUUGAAUUUGCUGAUUUUAUAACUGCUCAGAUGUAUAUUUUCUUUCAUUUCUUUAUAUAGAGAAGUAGCUGUGAAUUAUUUUUAUUAUUUUCAUUGUGUUGUGGGUUAAAACCAAAUUGUUUUGAAGACAUUAAUAAAAAAAUAUUAUUUGAUGAAAGAAGUUUAUGUAUGAUGUUAUGUAUCAAUUUAAUCAUUCUGACAUAUAUUUUCUUGAGUUAGUUGUUAUUGUUAAUAUGUUUAUGAUAAAUUCAAAUGAUUUUGAGUUCGCUGAUGGAAAGGACAUAUGUCCUAGUUGUUUGUAUUUAAUAAACUGCUUUCUAUUACACAUUGCAUAAUAACAUAUAUUUUGGAAUGCAUAUUUUUAUGUUAACAGACUUAUAGAUCUUAUAUAUUCUUUGAUGUAAAAACACCUAUUUGCUAUAGCAUUUUGCCUUGCCAAGAUUAACCAGUAUUAAUUUAUAACAUGUUUUACACACUUUGGUAUCAGAUCGUACAUUUCUUAUUCUUUACUUGAUCUAAUUAUCUGGUAUAAAUAAGGUGUACAGAUAAUCACAUAGUGAACAGAGAUAUGCCCUAUCAAUCCUAUGUAACGAUGUGUUUCCGCUACAUAGUGAUAAAUGUUGCAGCACAUUUCUCUAUAUGAGCAUGCAGGGAUUUUUAAUACAGAUAAUGUUAUUAUGCUUGUUGUAAGGAUCAUACAUAGAAUUAGUUGUUAUUGAUGUUUGAUGUUGUACCUGCACCAGUAAUCAGGAUUUGAUCAGCAACAAUCUGAUUUGCAAUAUUUUGCCUUUGUAUGCAGUUUUCAAUUUCUACAUGGAUUGUUGAUGGAUGUUUGCAAAUUAACUGUUUGUUUAAUAUUCAUUUUAGCAGAACAUUUACCUGAACAGUGUCUUUGCAACAAAGCUGGUGGUUGGCUUGAAAAUCAUGAGUGUUAAAUUUUAAAGAAUGAUUUGAUUGGCUUUGAAAUAUAUCUUCAACAUAGAAAUGGAUGAUACUUGAUCAUUUGAGACAACAUUCAUUCAUAUCAUUCAUUGAUUGUUCAGUUUAGUACAUAGUACAAUAUUUAUCAGUUACACAGUUACAAUCUUAAUGCAAUUUCUUGUGUCACGUUGAGGAUAAAGGGUUAUUCAUGUGAUGUGAUUGGAGAUACAUAUCACAGACAGACAGACAGGUUUAUAUCAUAGAUGUGGCCAUGAGGCCAAUAGUCCAAAAUGACAACUGAGAUUAAAUUUUUACAGAGCGCAUGGACAUGAUUUUGUUUACAAAAAUUGCUAGACGGAGUAUUAUAUUAUGGUUCUUAGUAUUUAGAAGAUGUACAAAUUUUUGUUUAUUUGGGUUCAUAAUAUAGAUACUUGGUAUGUAGUGAGUUCUUACCGCUGCAUAUAAAGGACAUUUCAUUAACACAUGAUACUCAUCUUCUGGUACAUUUUUACAAUAAUCGCACAUAGCAACAAUGUCAUUGUCUUUAGAUCUUCUGUACGAAACUAUUUUUAAAUUGGUGGAGCCGCAUCUGAAUUUUGUUAAGACUCUGCGCAGAUGUAACGAAGAGAGUGCGAUCAAAUACAAUUCCGGAACAAUAUCAGAUUUAAAGGCAGUAUACAUAUGCAGUAAGUUUGAGUUUCUUAUAUCUUGUGUCCAUUCUUGAUAGUACAUGUCGUUACAACAUAUCUUGCAUUUUCAAUGUUAUAUGUUACCUGGAGACUGAAGUCACUAAAUUGACUUUCGAAUCCAAGCUAUUUCCAUGUAUGUUUUCUUGUAUAUAGCAUUAAUUCAAAUUCUAACACUGACUGAGAGAUAAGAAACUAUGACUGACCAAUCAGAAUAGAGAAUUUUCAAUAGUUAUUGUAAAAUUAUCAUUUAUGUGCCAAUCAUUCUUGUUUCAUGUAUUAUUGCCAAUAAUUUUGGAUAGUUGGCUGCACAUACACAAAAUGAUUAAUGAUGUGAUCUGUCCUGAUAAAGAACAGUUCAGGGUAACGGAUAACAUUAAUUGUAUGUGUUCAGUUCUCUCACACACAAAUUGUCAUUCAUGCCAUUUUUUUAAAUAAUGCUUUUGUUUGAUUCACAGUUACAUGUAUGUUGUUUCGUAGCUGACAGUUUGAAUAUUUUAUUUUGUAUGGCAGAUGUUAACAUCUGCCCUCUGUCUUCAUUUAUUGUUAUGCAUUCAAAAUGUUUUGUUCUGCAUAGCUUAUUCAUCAUUAUGGUGAAUAAACAGUAUAUGGAUGUAUUGUUGUUUAUGUUUGGUAAGUAGAAACAUGAACCAAUGAAACAUUUGAGAGUAGUCUUUUAGUUGUUUAUGUCAUGUAUGAUAUGUAUAUAAGAUUUUGUAAAAAGUAUUUUUAAUUCAGUGUGAUAGCACUUUAACAGCCCAAAACGGGCCCAAUGAUAUGUACAUAGAUGAUCGUGACAUAAGUCAUAUCACAAAUGCAUUCUUGCAUCCUGGAUUGGUCAGAUACUGUGCAAAC